GGCAGAGGAGGAAGUGUCAUGGCGUCGGGCCGUGGAGCUUCUUCUCGCUGGUUCUUUACUCGGGAACAGCUGGAGAACACGCCGAGCCGCCGCUGCGGAGUGGAGGCCGAUAAAGAGCUCUCUUACCGGCAGCAGGCGGCCAACCUCAUCCAGGAAAUGGGACAACGUCUUAAUGUCUCUCAGCUUACGAUAAACACUGCGAUUGUUUAUAUGCACAGGUUUUAUAUGCAUCAUUCUUUCACCAAGUUCAGUAGAAAUAUGAUAUCACCCACUGCAUUAUUUUUGGCUGCAAAAGUGGAAGAACAGGCUCGAAAACUUGAACAUGUUAUCAAAGUAGCACAUGCUUGUCUUCAUCCUCUAGAGCCACUGCUGGAUACUAAAUGUGAUGCUUACCUUCAACAGACUCAAGAACUGGUUAUACUUGAAACCAUAAUGCUACAAACUCUAGGUUUUGAGAUCACCAUUGAACACCCACACACAGAUGUGGUGAAAUGUACCCAGUUAGUAAGAGCAAGCAAGGAUUUGGCACAGACAUCCUAUUUCAUGGCUACCAACAGUCUCCAUCUUACAACCUUCUGUCUUCAGUACAAACCAACAGUAAUAGCAUGUGUGUGUAUUCAUUUGGCUUGCAAAUGGUCCAAUUGGGAGAUUCCUGUGUCAACUGAUGGAAAACAUUGGUGGGAAUAUGUGGAUCCUACAGUUACUCUAGAAUUACUAGAUGAGCUAACACAUGAGUUUCUACAAAUAUUGGAGAAAACGCCUAGUAGGUUGAAGAGGAUUCGAAACUGGAGGGCUAAUCAGGCAGCUAAGAAGCCAAAAGUUGAUGGACAAGUAACAGAGACACCGCUUCUUGGCUCAUCAUUGGUCCAGAAUUCCAUUUUAGUAGAUAGUGUCACUGGUGUGCCUGCAAAUCCAAGCUUUCCAAAACCAUCUACGUCAACAUUCCCUGCACCAGUACCUCUAAAUUCAGGAAAUAUUUCUUCUAUUCAAGACAGCCAUGCAUCUGAUAAUUUGUCAGUGCUAGCAACAGGAAUGCCAAGUACCUCAUACAGUUUGUCAUCACACCAAGGUUGGCCUCAAGAUCAAGAGUCAGCAAGGACAGAACAGAUAUAUUCACAGAAACAGGAAACGUCUUUGUCUGGUAGCCAGUACAACAUCAACUUCCAGCAGGGACCUUCUGUUUCACUGCAUUCAGGAUUACAUCACAGAUCUGAAAAAAUUUCUGAUCAUGCUUCUGUUAAACAAGAAUAUACUCAUAAAGCAGGGAGCAGUAAGCACCAUGGGCCAGUUUCUGCUACUCCUGGAAUAAUUCCUCAGAAAAUGUCUUUAGAUAAAUACAGAGAAAAACGUAAGCUAGAAACUCUUGAUCUGGAUGUAAGGGAUCACUAUAUAGCUGCCCAAGUAGAACAGCAACACAAACAUGUGCAACCACAGGCAGCAAGCAGCAGUUCUGUAACUUCUCCCAUUAAAAUGAAAAUUCCCAUCACAAACCCUGAAAAACCUGAAAAAUAUAUGGCAGACAAAAAGGAAAAGAGUGGAUCCCUGAAAUUACGGAUCCCAAUACCACCCACUGAUAAAAACGCCAGUAAAGAAGAACUGAAAAUGAAGAUAAAAGUUUCCUCCUCAGAAAGACACAGUUCUUCUGAUGAAGGCAGUGGGAAGAGUAAGCAUUCGAGUCCACAUAUUGGCAGAGACCAUAAGGACAAGCACAAGGAACACCCUUCCAACCGCCACCACACCAGCAGCCACAAGCAUUCCCAUUUGCAUAGUGGCAGCAGCAGUGGUGGCAAUAAGCACAGUGCUGACGGAAUACCACCCACUGUUCUGAGGAGUCCUGUUGGCCUGAGCAGUGAUGGCAUUUCCUCUAGUUCCAGCUCUUCAAGGAAGAAGCUGCAUGUCAAUGAUGCAUCUCACAACCACCACUCCAAAAUGAGCAAAAGUUCCAAAAGUUCAGGUAGUUCAUCUAGUUCUUCCUCCUCUGUUAAGCAGUAUAUAUCCUCUCACAACUCUGUUUUUAACCAUCCCUUACCCCCUCCUCCCCCUGUCACAUACCAGGUGGGCUACGGACAUCUCAGCACCCUCGUGAAACUGGACAAGAAGCCAGUGGAGACCAACGGUCCUGAUGUCAAUCACGAGUACAGUACAAACAGCCAGCAUAUGGACUACAAAGACACAUUCGACAUGCUGGACUCGCUGUUAAGUGCCCAAGGAAUGAACAUGUAAUCAUUUGUUUAGGUCACUUUUUCCUUUCCUUUUUUUAAUUUAAAAAAUGUUAGAAUGGAAAACUUCCUCCUGAUCUGGCAGUGGUAACAGCUGCUGUUGCUGCCAUUGCUUCAAUAUUUGUAAGUGCUGCUUUAUUCUUCAUUCUGAAAAGAAGAGAUUAUAGUAAACAAGUCUUUAUCUCCACAUAUGAUAGUGUUAUAAAUACUGUAAAAGCAUGGAAGGCGCAAAACUCAGUAUUUCUACAAUUGCAGCUAAGAACAUUAGGAUGAAUGGCUGGCUGCUUCUAGGAAUAUAAGAUGCCUCAAGCAUUUAUUUAUAAUUUGAAUACUGUAGCUAUUUUUGUUAUUGUUGCUUGGCUUUUGAAUGAGUAUAAAUUGUUUUGUGUAUUUAUACUUGUAUGUAUGAUUUGCAUGUUUUGAUGAUAAAGGGAUAAAACAGUAUACUGAUAACUGUUUACAAGAAAGUGGAGAAAAAUGUACAUACAUUUUUGUAUGUUUAGAUAUUACCAUAAAUACUCAGGAUUGGAGCUGCUUGUAAGUAUAACAAUAUACAAAAUAACUUUAUUUUAUCUUGUGUUGGAGUCCAUCACUAAUCUAAAACAAAGGUGGCACUUUUUCAUGUUAACUUUAAACUCUAGGCCUUACUGGAAGCCGCUAAAGGGGAGGACACUUCACUACAGGAUGGGUGUACAGUGCCACCGAUGGUUAUCAACACUGUGAGGCACUGAACUUUCGCCUUCAGGAUCUGACCAGAUUGGUGGCUGAAAUAGCCCCUAGUUUUCUGAAGGCUUGAAGAGGAGCAAACAAAGUUUACAUACUCUUGAUGUGAAGUGCAUUUAAUGUUUGUUGGCUUGUUGUAGUGCUAUAAACACAGAGAUGUUAAUAAUGGCUAUGUAGAUUAUUAUACUUUGGAAACUAAAUUCACAGAAACUUACACAGUGAAGAAUUAGUAAGUUUUUUCCUUAAACAAAGAACUUUAACACUACAUGUUUUAAUAGUAAACAGGGAUUGCUUUUCUUUUAGCAUUCAGAAUGAUAACCAUAUUCUUAAUCAUACUCCUUCCCUAAAGUGUGUUUGUGUGUGAUGCCAUAUUUCCUUUUCAGGUGAACGCAGUCUUCCUUAUAAAAAAUGAAAUUAAACUUAUUGCUCUCUCAAUUAUUUUAUAUUCUGAUAAUAAAUAAAAAGAAAAAAAUCACUGACUGUGCAUUGUACCUGUAUUUAUAACUUCUAGUUGUUACCAGGAAGCUCUCAGCCUCCAAGUUAACCACUGGUGGAGGUUUUACAUUUAUUUGUUUAUCUCAAUAUAUUCCUGUUGAGGUAGAUAAAGUUUGCACAGUCAUCUGAUUUCUGAAUAAAUGACAGAUUUUAGCUUGUUUAAAGUUUCUGUUAAAUGCCAGUGAUAAGGCUCUGGUUUAUCAGCUAAUCUUGAAUUUAUUCUGUGGUAGAUCUUUGAGCUGUUGAGUGUCUUUGAGUUGGAUUGAAUUCAACUUCUUUUGAACUGAAAACUGUCUUAAUUUUUUGUCUGUGUAUAUGAACUAUUUUUGUUACAAAGCCACUGAUAUGUGCGCAAUUGUAAUUUUAGUCAAGUGUGUUCCAGUUGUAAAUAUUAGAGUUUAAUCCCGUGGUUUAGUUUUUUUUAGCGGUUCUCUAAUUCACCAGUAGUUAUAUAAUUUUUUUAAGAUGAUUGUUCAUUCUUUCAUCAAUGUUAUUUCCACUUAGGAGAUUAGGAGCCUGUUUCAAGCGACUUUGCCUAGCUAGCAUGUCCUAACAUUUGUUCUUGUAUCGCAUAAUUUUAGUAAUCUUUGUCAUUACAUGUAACUUCGUUGCUUUGUAUGACAUAAUAUUGUAUCCAUAAACAUGGUAAUUUUGAUACAGUUAUACUUUUACAGUGGUACAUAAUCCAAGAACUAGUAGAAUUAAGCUGAGUUCAAGAUGAGGGAGGGAAGGGUUUUGUUCUUGGCAAUUUAGGUGUGAAACCUCUAAGGAGCUAUCAUGUGAUAUGACAUAGGGUGGUUGUUCUACUGUAUAAUUGGGAAUGAUAUACCAGGAAUUUUAAUAAUAUUUGUAAAGCUAUCCAGAAAAGUAGUGAAUUUAUUUUCAGUAUGACAUAGAAGACAAUGUGAAUAUUUAAGGUCUGUGACUAUACUUAAACUUCACUAAGUUUGCAGAAUUGCAAUUUGCAGAAUUGUUUGAGAUGUGGGAAUAGAAUAAAGGUAAUUUUGUUGAAUCUUUAUUGGUGCUAAUGAUGGACAGUUAAAAAGUAGCUAGUGUAUAUUGUUAUGGGUCAGUACUUAUUAGUACUUACAAAAUUUAAUCUGAAAUGCUAUGUAUACACUUUUCACUCUGUAAAUGUAAUUCUUUACAAUGAUUUUAUUUAUUAAAGGGCAGCCAGUUGUAAUUUUUACAGAUUGUGUGAGCUCUUCAAACUCAUUAACCUCUGAACAGGGUAUUAAGCUUUCAAAGCUGCAAUGGGAAUAGAUAUGGAAAUCCUUUUAAGGUUUAUUUCUAUUACAUGAAAACUCUUAAAAUUCAUAUGCCAUGAAUUUGCUUUAACCGUCUUAUUUGCAUAAAAUAGUUCAUCAGCCUGAUCCCAAUAGGCUCAACCAAAGAAAAGACUCCAGUGAAUGGACAUUAUUACUGAGUCUUCUUGUAAGUAGCCAUAAAUAAACCAAAAUAGUAUCAUCAAAUGUAGGUAUGAAAUUCCACAUGUGCAAAGUACUGUUAAGGUGAUACAUUUUGAUGAGAUUUUCAAAAAUAUUUGAAAUAUUAAAAAGCAUUUUAUCUUUAAACAUCCUAUAAAAGAGUGAUUCAUUUUUAAGAUGCAUUUUCCCUAGAUCACAGACUUGUUACCUUUAUGGAGAAGCACAUUGCAAAGAAAGGUUUUAUUUCUACCUCUUUCACCUUAUUCUCCCAGCAGUGAGCUGUGCCCCUAAACUUGCCUUAGCUACUUCAAAAUACGAAGUUCUCUAGAACCAAAUAAAAGGGUGUUUAUUCACAGAAACAUUCUCAGAGGCCUACUU
Molecule: messenger RNA, 5242 nt
Organism: Orycteropus afer afer
Lineage: Eukaryota; Metazoa; Chordata; Mammalia; Tubulidentata; Orycteropodidae
Gene: CCNT2
Product: cyclin T2
Biological process (GO): positive regulation of DNA-templated transcription, elongation; regulation of transcription by RNA polymerase II
Cellular component (GO): cyclin/CDK positive transcription elongation factor complex; nucleus
Molecular function (GO): cyclin-dependent protein serine/threonine kinase activator activity
Source: RefSeq, a predicted model, not a curated record